Molecule: messenger RNA, 3887 nt
Organism: Pundamilia nyererei
Lineage: Eukaryota; Metazoa; Chordata; Actinopteri; Cichliformes; Cichlidae
Gene: mgat5
Product: alpha-1,6-mannosylglycoprotein 6-beta-N-acetylglucosaminyltransferase
Exons: 15
Coding region: 370-2340 (656 amino acids)
Biological process (GO): protein N-linked glycosylation
Cellular component (GO): Golgi apparatus
Molecular function (GO): alpha-1,6-mannosylglycoprotein 6-beta-N-acetylglucosaminyltransferase activity
Source: RefSeq, a predicted model, not a curated record
GAACACAGAGGCUCGUGCGCUGUGCCCAGAAUCUCUCUGGUAUAUUCAACAUAACGACGUCUCCGCACGCUCAAUGUGGGGUCUCAAGCCUUAAAACCAUCUCGUAGCAUCACGGCGGGCUGCCGACAGAAACCACUGCAAAGCAGGUUGGACUCUGCCCCCUGAGAUGUUACUGAGCGGUGAGGGUGGAUCAAAGAAGGAAAUCAUGACGGUGACGAGCUGCAUGCCACCCUCCAAAAACUGCCGGAGUCGCUCCAACUGACACAGAUAUGCCUCGCCUGCCCUCCUGAUUCCUCUUGCCCAACUCUUUAUCUUUCCCCCUGUCCAGUCAAAGUCAGUCCAGCUCUUCCAAGUCUCUGUCCUGUCAGCAUGGCUACACCUUUCCUGUGGAAACUGUCCUCUCAGAAGCUGGGCUUCUUCCUGGUCAGCUUCGGCUUCAUCUGGGGCAUGAUGCUGCUGCAUUUCACCAUCCAGCAGCGAGCCAGCCACGAGAACAGUGCCGUGCUGCGUCAGCAGAUCCUCGACCUUAGCAAGCGCUACAUCAAAGCACUGGCUGAGGAGAACCAAAGUGUCAUGGAUGGUCCGUAUGUUGGAACCAUGACGGCUUACGACCUGAAGAAGACUCUCGCAGUCCUGCUGGAUAACAUCAUGAUGAGGCUGGGCAAGCUAGAGUCCAAGGUGGAGAACAUCUACAAUGGCACAGGGCCCAACCUGAGCAACGGCACCAGCACUAUUACGCCCAGUGCUCCAAACUCAGAGAAAGUAAACGUGGCAGACCUCCUAAACGGAGCCCAGGAGAAGUGCGAGCUGCCGCCUUUGGAUGGUUUCCCUCACUGCGAGGGCAAGCUCAAGUGGAUGAAGGAGAUGUGGCGCUCUGACGGCUGCUACGCCAACUACGGCGUGGAUGGAUCCACCUGCUCCUUCUUCAUCUACCUCAGCGAGGUGGAGAACUGGUGUCCUCGUCUGCCCUGGCGAGCCAAGACCCUGAAUGAAGAAAUGGACCAGAGAGGCCAGGCGGAGAUCCGGACCAGUUUCGAGGAGCUUUACCGGAUGAUGUCACAACGGGAGGAGUUCCGCUGGAUGAUGCUGAGAAUCAAACGCAUGGCCGAGCCGUGGGUCAGCGCCAUCCGCUCGCUGGCUGCAAAGCAGAACCUGGGCAAGCGGCGGAAGAAGAAGGUGGGCAUGACAGAUGAUGAUGUAGUUUGCCGGAGCUUUUGUCCACUCAGGUGCAUGUUGCGGGUGCUGGAUUCAUUUGGGACUGAGCCAGAGUUCAACCACGCUCACUAUGCCCAGUCCAAGGGCCACAAGACGCCCUGGGGGAAGUGGAACCUCAACCCGCAGCAGUUCAACACCAUGUUUCCUCACACCCCAGACAACAGUUUCCUGGGCUUUGUUGUGGAGCAGCACCUCAACGCCAGUGACAUCAAGCACAUCGAUGACGUUAAGAGACAGAAUCAGUCACUAGUCUAUGGCAAGGUGGACAACUUCUGGAAGGACAAGAAGAAGUACCUGGACAUCAUUCACAGCUACAUGGAGGUUCACGGCACAGUACACGGCACCAGCACCGUGCACCUCCCGGGCUACGUUAAGAACCACGGCAUCCUUAGCGGCCGAGACCUUCAAUUCCUCCUGAGAGAAACGAAGCUGUUUGUGGGUCUUUCCUUCCCCUACGAGGGUCCCGCCCCACUGGAGGCCAUUGCCAACGGCUGUGCCUUCCUCAACCCCAAGUUCAACCCUUCGAAGAGCAGCAAGAACACAGACUUCUUCAAGGGCAAACCCACUCUGAGAGAGCUGACCUCUCAGCACCCAUACGCCGAGGUGUACAUCGGUCGGCCCCACGUGUGGACGGUGGAUAUCGAGAAUUCUGCCGAAGUAGAGAGGGCCAUCCGCUCCAUCCUCAGCCAAAAGAUUGAGCCCUACCUGCCCUAUGAGUUCACCUGCGAGGGGAUGCUGCAGAGAGUGAACGCCUUCAUCGAGAACCAGGACUUCUGUCAUGGUCAGGUCAUGUGGCCUCCCCUCAGCGCCCUGCAAGUGAAGCUGGCAGAGCCCGGGCACUCCUGCAAGCAGGUCUGUCAGGAGGAGCAGCUCAUCUGUGAGCCCUCCUUCUUCCAGCACCUUAACAAGGACAAAGACCUGGCCAGGUUUGGCAUGGACUGUCAAACGGUGGAGUCGAGCGCCGACACCGUUGUGCCCGCAUACAGCGAGACUCGCCAUCACUGCAUCUUCCAGUCGGACCUGCUGCUGUUCAGCUGCGCCGGCGCCCACUCGACACUGCAGCGCAUCUGUCCCUGCCGUGACUACAUGAAGGGCCAGGUGGCGCUGUGCAAAGACUGCCUAUAGCAGCAGCACCCAGGCUGACAGAGGGUCAGGAAUCAGAUGGGAUUGCGGUGAUCGGGGAGGGGGCGGUGGUGGGCGGAUGUACAGCAGCUUCAAGGAGUGUGCUUGAGGGAGACGCACAUUCCCGAGCAGUCAUGCAGCUAUCAAACACACAAACCAGACUCCUUUGUGACAACAACAGGACAAAAAGAACAAUCACAGGACUGAGCUCGCUCUUCAUAUUUAUUGUUUUCCUCCGGUAGCUGGAGGAGGAGCACUCCUGCAGCUGACCGGAGCAUCUGCCAACUCUCACCUUCAUCAGCAGGUGGCGCUAUGAGGCCUGGAAGUGGCGUGGAUUUACUUGAAUCAACAAAGGGAGUCGUACGAAGUCGCAGCAGAUGAGGUGGACUGCACAUAUCGGUGACCCUCCACCCCUCCACUCCACCCUUCCGUCCAUCUCACCCCUGCUCUAAUCUGAAACUGUUAUUUUUAGGUAGGUUUGCACUGGACCGGCACCGCUGAAGGCCCACAUCCCCCAGCAUACACACAUACAUAGAAACACACACAAACACAGUGGGCUAUAAUCAGAUUUACACUGUAACCAACCCAUUCAUCUCUUCUGAACAAAAAAGACUAGAUUGGACAAGUAAAAGUAGAAAUCUAGAUUUUUAUCCUGGCAGUUUCGAUCGUUUCCUGACGCAUCCUCACCAGACUCCGUGAUCUUCAUCCCCAUCCCACCCCCACCCUUAAAAGAGAGGAAAUUCAAGACUGUCGUGUUCGGUUUUCAUACAUUUAAGUUGCACACGUGUUUUAAAACGUUGUAAAGAUGAGGGACUGUGUGUGUCUGUGAGUGUUUCUGCAAAAGGCCAGUAGAGAAUUGUAAUUUUUUUUUGUUUGUCUGCCUGUUUUAAGCACACCAUCCGGCACUAGGCACGCACCAAAAUGACAUCGCUCGUUCUCUGUGUUGUGACGUCGAGUCGUAGACGAUAGCCGUCAUCAGUAGCAGCGGUAACACCUUGCAGCAAAAGGCUGGGAAGCCUUACUGUCAACACGUUGUUCCGAAGACUCGGAGAGAAACACAAAAUCCUUACUUACAGGGAUGUUCGUCCAUGUCUUUGUGUAGUAAACUGUUUUUAAAAAAAGACUAAGAAAAAAAAAAGACAAAACACAGAUUCACACUCGUCUCCCAUCUUCCACACGACCGCUGUAAAUCCUUUGCAGCAUACUGUACGCACCACAGACAUGUCAACAAAGAGCUCCGCGGCGGGCGCUACGCCUUGCAUCUCCUCCUUUUCUUUGGAUAAUCGUUAGGAUCUUAAUUUGCCUGUUUAUUUGCUAAAAAAAUAUAAAUAAGGAAAAAAAGAUGAGAUUUGUAUUUCUUGUGGUGAAUGGAAAAAAUGCACUAAGUUAAUCAGAGGUUUAACAUAAUAUUAGUAACACUGUAUAUUGUUCAUAUGAGUUUUAAAGGUUUUCUUUUGUAUUUAUUUUGUAUACAGAUCUUUAUCGCUGUGUUCGGCUGGAAAUCUUUUUCUUUUUUUAUUUAUAGGAUGGGUGUCUUUUCUUUUGUUUCC